AUGGCGUCGUCUGCGGAUGUACACGUCCGCAUCUGUGGCCAAGAAAUAAUCAAAUAUGACCUGGAGAUCAAGGCUCUCGUUCAGGACAUCAGGGAUUGUCCUGGACCUCAGUCUACUCUAAGGGAGCUCAACUCUCAGGUCAAAGAGAAGUUCAACCAGCUCAGGCUCAGAAUACAGGAUCUGGAGCUGAUGGCCAGAGAGCAGGACAGAGAGACGGAAAGACUGGCCAUCCAGGCCGAGACAGAGAGUCAGAGAAGGCAAAUGCAGAGUAACCAGACAGCCUGGAGGAAAUCUAACCUGGCUUGUAAACUGGCCAUAGACCACUUGGAGAAAGACGAGCUGCUGCUUGGAGGAGAAACGCCCGGCACCAGACAGAGGAAGGCGACUAAAGAGAACAUCGUGGAAAACAGCAGCAGCAUCACGGACAGUCUGAUGUCGAUCAGCAGAUUGAUGUCUGAACAGGUGAAGCAGAGCGAGGACACCAUCGGCACACUGGCCACCUCCUCCAGGACGGUGCAGGAAACCAAUGAGGAGUUCAAAAGCAUGACAGGAACCAUCUACCUGGGGAGGAAACUGAUCCUCAAGUACAACCGGCGGGAGCUGACGGACAAGCUGCUCAUCUUCCUGGCCCUGGCGCUCUUCUUCGGUACCGUCCUCUACAUCCUGAAGAAGCGCCUCUUCCCCUUCCUCUAGCCAGCCGGCCGGCUCGGUCUGUCGCCUGCUUACAACAAGAAUGUCUUCCAGGUGUUUUACUCAGCAAGGCGUUAACUGGCACGUAUGAGAUGGACUCCAUGGGGAGAUGGAAGCAGCAUUGAAACUGGAAUAAUGCAAAUAGAAACUGUGCCAAGGGGAAAUGUUUUUCAUUGGUCAGCAUCCUAAUUUUUUAGCUCAAACUAAAUGCAACAUGUGGAUUUAAAAAACCGGUAGGAUGGGUUUGGUUAGAUUGACUUAAGAGUUAAGAGCACAGCGACUAAAACAUGGCAUCAUGAGGUUUAUGCAGACACAGUGAACCUCGGCAUGCUUCAACAAACUUGAUCCUAGGUAUUGUUGGACACACCUAAGGCUUAAACUUGUUGUAGCCUGCUGUAAGAACGCUGUUGUGUUGUCUUUUUGACGAUUUGUACAAUUUAAAAUCAGGCUACUCUGAGGCCCUCGUGGUGACAGGUGGAGAAAAGAGCUUCAAGAGAAUUGUUAUUGUAUCUUGUAAAUUUGAAUUUCACACCUCUGCCAACCUGAGAAGAAGAUGUGGCAUGAAAAGGGCACUUUGAGGCAAAGUGAGGUGUUAAUACUUUAUCUGGUCUUCAGAACUAACCAGGAGUCAGGGCUAUAGUUUUUACUAACCUUUGUUUUGUGUACUUAUUGUCAAAUUACAGUCUGUGCGCCCGUGGGUGUUCAAGAGAAAAGGUGUGUGUUUGUCUGCUGUUUCAAAGACACUGUUGUUGCAGAGGUAACCUUGUCAGUGACUAUUUGUAUGCUUAACAGAAGUUUGAAUAAAGUUCUAUAUAUACAAAAUA
Molecule: messenger RNA, 1514 nt
Organism: Limanda limanda (common dab)
Lineage: Eukaryota; Metazoa; Chordata; Actinopteri; Pleuronectiformes; Pleuronectidae
Gene: bnip1b
Product: BCL2 interacting protein 1b
Exons: 6
Coding region: 1-693 (230 amino acids)
Biological process (GO): retrograde vesicle-mediated transport, Golgi to endoplasmic reticulum
Cellular component (GO): SNARE complex; endoplasmic reticulum
Molecular function (GO): SNAP receptor activity
Source: RefSeq, a predicted model, not a curated record